AUGCAAGUGAUGAUGAAUUGGAAUCUAAACAAGUUAAUUGGAUCCGACGGAAAAAAGAGUAACAAGUCACAUUAUCUAGAAGAUGGGCGAGAUCAACAAGAGGUACUGAAACUCAUUUCAUCUUGGAAUAUCCGAGUUUGGGAAUCUGGUGGAAUAACAAGGCUCUCAAGGAAGUUAUUGGCCUACUUGGAUGUUUAUAACAUGAAGUUUGAAGCACAAAUGGAAGAAAGGAUUUGUGAGAGAGGUAUAAAAAAUAUGAUUCAAGAAGAAGAUUCAAGUUCAGCCAAGGAAACAAAACAAGAAGCUUAUCAUCUGGUUGAAGUAAUGAAUUGGAAUCCAAAGAAGUUCAAGGCCGUUGACAGAAAGAUGAGUCAUUGCGAUGCUAGUGUUCUGAGUCUAACCAAUGGAGCUGGAAUUGAUGAGAAACAACGUUUUGAAUCUGGGAGAGCGAAUCACGUGGGGAAGCCAGGAAGAUUUAUAUGUGUUAAUGCUUAA
Molecule: messenger RNA, 495 nt
Organism: Microthlaspi erraticum
Lineage: Eukaryota; Viridiplantae; Streptophyta; Magnoliopsida; Brassicales; Brassicaceae
Source: the annotation of a GenBank genome assembly